ACAAAAGCAGCAUUUUUGAUUUCCUUUUUCGUCUGCAUUUAAUUUUUUUUGCAGCUGUUGCUCGCGCUUUUGCGUACCCUUUAGUUGCAUCACACAAUAUUUUAUGCUUAUGCUGUAUGCUUGUGCAGAAGUUCUGUUUCAGAAAACUCUUCCUCUUGUCUUUUGAGAAGGUGUUCAGACCUGAGCUUAUCGGUAGCAGCUUCGGUUCUCGGCUUGCACGGUUGCUCGACGAAGCAGGAAAUCGCUCUUCUCCAAUGCCCUAAUAAGAUGUUUAUGAUUAUUAACCAUAUGUCAACAUUUUCCCGCAUUAUUUCGCGGCAAAUCCUGGCAUUCGAUUAUCCUUUUUGACUUCGGUGCCGCUUGUUACUUACUUACUGGGAACAAUUAGUGCGUUAUUUUCGCUGUUGUGCACCUCUUUUGCUCGGAUGCAGUUCGGAAUACGCUGCAACCCACUAAUUUGGCUUGUUACGUAUACCUCAUUACCUCAUUCCAUAUAUCUAUAUAUCUUUAAAACAUUGCAUAUAAUGCAGCGUUUAACUCUUCGACAUCGUUUCCACACCCGAAAAGGUUCGAAUAUACAGCUGGCGGAAGAAUGUACGGUUGCAAUACGAACUUCCAGCUUUGCCGGAGGAUUGACUUUUAGUGCCGAACCUCUGGAGGCCAAUGAACUUUUUUUAGUGGAGAUAACGAAAAUGGAUCUGGGCUGGAGCGGUAGUUUACGUAUCGGAAUCACUCAAGGAGAUCCACUGGAGCUUGAAAGACUUCCUUUAUUUGCACUUCCGGAUCUGGCUACUGAAGGAUCUUCCUGGGUAUACACUUUCGAUCGCUCCGAAGUGGACGACAUGCUAGAUAAUUUAAUACUUCCACAAAGCAAGCUACACCAGCUGCUGCAAAGUGGUCCACUGGGGGCUCAUUUGAACUUACAAGCGCUGCAACCGCGCCAAUCAUUCAACUUUGACAAGCCACCCGUGCGCUCCAGGAAAAACAGUUACAACGACGAAUUUCAAGCACGUUUAAUCGAUAACCUUCCCAGCCCAGUUCCCGUGCCAGAUAACGAUGAGACGUCUGUGUGUGAAGGCAGUCGUGUGGGAAUUUUUUAUACCAAGGAGUACGAUGAGUAUGCCCUCCUUUACUUCCUCGUCAAUGGCGAAUGUAGAGGGCCGUUUCCGUUUGAAUUAGCGGGCAAACCGCUGUAUGUCGUCUGUGACGUGUAUGGAUGCACUAAGACAGUUCGCAUAGUGCCGCUUUAUGAAGUGGCGUCUCUGCAGUCAGCUGCACGUGAUGUUAUCCUGGGACGAGCACAAAAAGUGGACAAACUACCGCUUCCAGACCGCCUGAUUCGCUAUCUUCAGUUUUCAACGAAACAAAGUAGAGACCCGUUUACACGGAUGUCGGAUGAGUGACAUGCUGACUGAUGCGCGGUUGUUUGCUGUGGCUUUCCGCUUUUGCACGGUAUUAUAAGUAUUCUUUUGCUUUUAUUUUCACUGCUGAUUGCUGAGUGCUUUCUUUUUGUCGGCAUGUUUUUUAACUGUGAAUUGUGAACUGUGUUUUAAUUUUCCCGGUUAGAACAUUUUUAAUAAUUCCAAUAAGUGAAUUUUAGAAACUGCUUUUACAAAGUUUUAUCAUGUAUGCUAACUGCAAUCUCGACUGCGACCAACUGAUGACACUGCCGCGCGUUGCUCUGGCACGCGUUUCUUGAAAUCUAUUAUGCUUGAUUCUGAUGCGCGAUAUUUCUCGAUUUGACAUGUUUUAGUAAUUUUAUUUGUACAUUUUUUUGACUGUAUGAAUUUACUUUGAAAUGCUAAUCAACUUCAGACGUCAUUCAUUAAUUUCAUUCCAAUAAAAAUGGCUGAAAUAAA
Molecule: messenger RNA, 1859 nt
Organism: Paramacrobiotus metropolitanus
Lineage: Eukaryota; Metazoa; Tardigrada; Eutardigrada; Parachela; Macrobiotidae
Product: neuralized-like protein 2
Exons: 5
Coding region: 426-1403 (325 amino acids)
Biological process (GO): intracellular signal transduction
Molecular function (GO): ubiquitin protein ligase activity
Source: RefSeq, a predicted model, not a curated record